Messenger RNA from Acanthaster planci (crown-of-thorns starfish), 2726 nucleotides. RefSeq names its product glutamate-cysteine ligase catalytic subunit (gene gclc). Gene Ontology annotation, cellular component: glutamate-cysteine ligase complex. Gene Ontology annotation, biological process: glutathione biosynthetic process. Lineage: Eukaryota; Metazoa; Echinodermata; Asteroidea; Valvatida; Acanthasteridae. The record is from RefSeq and is a predicted model, not a curated record. Gene Ontology annotation, molecular function: glutamate-cysteine ligase activity.
GCGGUCUGGGCAUCGUUUACUUAAGUCUUCAGCGUGUAGUGUAAAAUUUGGACUCCUACAAUAAUGUCCUCUGAAGCCUUACACGCAUGUCUGUAGCAUGGGUUACAUGCGUUGUUGAGGCUACGCUGACGGAAGAAUAGCGACUACAAUUUAUUGGUUAAUAUUAAUAUGACACCAAGUAUGGCAUAUGACUUGUCAAGCCUCUUCGACAUUUAUAUGUAAAUUACCAGGUAAACACUAGUGAUUCAGCAAGAAUUAGUUGAGGUCGUGCAUGGUAUGAAGCCGGUCGAGGGUUUUCAGGUGAGUUCACAACUCCCCGACGGUCACUGUAACUUAAGGCAGUUGCAAUCAGCAACGGCAGGAACAUUAUUUUUGUUCGUGCUCGCACCUCGCAUGCUUCGCAGUGCAGUCAUCGACAAUAGUCAAGUUAGAGUUGACAGCGUAAAAUCGCACAGACGGUACUACGGUAGGCAUUUCCUGAAAUCCUACAUUCUAGUUGCAUGUAACUGGUGUCAUGGGUCUUCUGACCCUUGGAAAGCCCCUGUCAUGGGAGGAGAUCAAGGCCAGUGGUUAUGAGGAACACAUCCGACGCCAUGGACUGAUCCAGUUUGUAAACCUUUACAACAGGCUGAAGGACCGUCCGUGUGACGUGCUCAAGUGGGGGGACGAGGUUGAAUAUAUGCUGGUGGCAUUGGAUCGCGAGAAGAAGACGGCCAAGCUCUUGCUCAAAGCAGAGGGGAUUCUCCCAGCACUUCAAGCACAAGAGGAGAACAAUCCCAAAGGGGAUUUGAAAACACUGUGGCGGCCAGAAUAUGCUUCCUACAUGGUGGAAGGAACACCAGGCAAGCCGUACGGAGGAUUGAUGGCACACCUGAAUACGGUAGAGGCCAACAUGAAGCUCAGGAGGCAGGAAGUCAUUAAGCUAUUAGACAGUGACAAAGGGGAGACAGCCCUCAGCCUUACUGUAUUCCCCAGGCUUGGGUGCGAAAAUUUCUCCACACCAUCCUAUGAGCCAUACCCCAGGGACGAAGGCAUCUCCAAGUCUCUCUUCAUUCCCGAUGAAGUUAUUUAUCCAGGCCAUCCAAGGUUCAGGAGCUUGACACAGAAUAUACGGAAGAGGAGAGGAGAGAAGGUGGCAAUAAACAUCCCAAUUUUCAAAGAUAAGAACACCCCUUCCCCCUUUGUCGAGACAUUCACCAAUGACCACGAUGGUGAGGGGGCUCGAGCAGCCAAGCCAGACCACGUGUACAUGGACUGCAUGGGUUUCGGCAUGGGCAACAGCUGUCUGCAGAUGACAUUCCAAGCGUGUAAUAUCAAUGAAGCGCGACACCUCUAUGAUCAACUUGCACCACUCUGCCCUAUAUUUUUGGCCUUGAGUGCAGCCUCUCCUGUUUACAAGGGCUACUUAACAGAGCACGACUGUCGAUGGAAUGUCAUUGCGGGAUCAGUAGAUGACCGGACAGAAGAGGAAAGAAACUUAAAACCACUGAAAAACAAUAAGUUUGUUAUCCCCAAGUCGCGGUAUGACUCCAUUGAUAGCUACCUAUCACCCAACGGGGAGCGGUACAGUGACAUCGAUCUGGUACUAGAUGAGAAAGAUUGCCAAGAGCUCAUGGACAAAGGUAUUGAUCGGCAGUUGGCUCGGCAUAUCGCCCAUCUGUUUAUCCGUGACCCAGUGUCUGUCUUUGCAGAGAUGAUUGACUUGGAUGACACCAAGGACUCGGACCACUUUGAGAACAUCCAGUCAACCAACUGGCAGACGAUGCGGUUCAAGCCGCCACCGGUCAACUCCAACAUCGGCUGGCGGGUGGAAUUCCGGCCGAUGGAGGUCCAGUUGACCGACUUUGAGAAUGCUGCUUUUGUUGUUUUUGUCGUCCUGCUGACCCGCACCAUUUUGACCUUCAAGCUGAACCUACUCAUGCAGUUAUCAAAGGUGGACCUCAACAUGCAGCAAGCGCAGAAGCGCAACGCCAUCCUGAAUUCAAAGUUUUACUUCCGGAAAGACCUGCGGUCCUGUGCAUGUGAUUGUCCAAUCGAGGACGAGCAGUGCCUCAUGAGCAUCGACACCAUCAUCAACGGGGGUCCCCUGGGAGAGGGGCAAGGGGACUUCCCUGGCCUGAUCCCUCUCAUCAAUCAGUACGUGGCCACUGUGGAGACAGACCUUGACACGCGGUGCACCAUCAUGUGCUACCUCAAGCUCAUCUCGGAUAGGGCCUCAGGCAAACUGGUGACAUUAGCCUCCUGGAUACGGAACUUCAUCACCAGUCACCCAGACUACAAGCACGACUCGGUCGUCACGGAGAGGAUCAACUACGACCUCGUGGAGGCAUGCGAUCGCAUCACACAGGGUCAGUUAGAGCCUCCUGAGCUGUUUCACUGCUCCGAGUCCAAAUCUUCCAAUGACAUUCCGAACUCAGUGAAGGUGGCCCAGGAGAUAGUCUAGUGCUCUCGCCUGCUGAGGGGGGGGGAAUCACUGGCACCCUGUAGUGAAGGUGGAUGAAACCACAGAACUCUGAUACUAAUUGGACUGGGCAACAGGGGUCGAAAUUAACCUUUUUUUCCCUGGUAGCCAGCAGGACCAGUGCUUCAAAAUUUUCACUGGUCCUGCUGAAAGUUUGGUGGUUCCAUACCAGAACUACACAUGCAGCCGUUUGAGCAAUCCUUGUUACGGCGCAGGCUGCGACAAAUUUUUUUUUUUUUAGUUUGGCCGAUUGGGCAGGCCAUGC